Molecule: messenger RNA, 3141 nt
Organism: Monomorium pharaonis (pharaoh ant)
Lineage: Eukaryota; Metazoa; Arthropoda; Insecta; Hymenoptera; Formicidae
Exons: 1
Coding region: 1-3141 (1046 amino acids)
Biological process (GO): DNA integration
Molecular function (GO): nucleic acid binding
Source: RefSeq, a predicted model, not a curated record
AUGCUCUCCGUCGGACAAAUCGAUCUAUCGCGCGAUGACAAUGAUUUAUGUCUGCAAAAGACGCGUUUAGGCUGGAUAAUUAUUGGAAGCACGACCACUCACAAACCUUCGAAAUUUUCGAGCUGUCACUUAGUUAAUUUAGAAGAAUUAUUAACGCGGUUUUGGGCCAUCGAAGGUAGUAAUGACGAUAAGCCAAGAUCAAAAGAAGAAGCGGAGUGCGAGGCACGCUUCGUAGAUUCCGUUACACGUGAUAAAUCGGGACGCUAUACAGUCCGUUUGCCAUUUCGGAAGAGCGAUCAAAAUUUAGGAAAUUCGCGGCCCGGAGCGAGUAAACGUUUAAUAGCUUCGGAACGCCGACUUAACGCGGACGCGGCGCUGAAUACCGAAUACACUCGCAUAUUCGAAGAAUAUUUAGAAUUAGGACACAUGUCGCCAGUAACGAAUACAAACGAUGACGGAUACUACAUGCCGCAUCACCCGGUUAUAAAAGGUUCCAGUCAUACGACCAAGGUUAGAAUCGUGUUCGAUGCCUCAACCACCACGAGUAGCGGCCUUUCUUUGAACGAUAUGUUAAUGGUCGGCCCCACCAUACAGGACAAAUUAUUCACCCAUUUAAUCAGAUUUCGCUCGUAUAAAUACGUUGUCACCGCGGACAUAGAAAAAAUGUACCGUCAAGUAUUAGUACAUGAAAAUGAUCGCCGGUAUCAGCGAGUGCUCUGGCGUAGAGGAGGGAAAAUCGAAACUUUUCAGCUCAAUACCUUAACAUUCGGAGUAUCCUCGUCGCCAUUUCUCGCCAUACGUACGAUUCAAAAACUCGCGGAGGACGAACGUGCAUCUUUCCCUAAGGCGGCCGAAAUCCUAAAGAGUCACUUAUACGUCGACGACUUGCUAACCGGGGCUAAUUCUAUCGAUGAAUGUCGUAACAUACGCGACCAAAUUAUCGCCCUACUCGCGGCUGGCGGGUUUUCAAUAAGACAAUGGGCCUCGAAUGAUGCGCGAAUAAUUAACGAUUUAGAUACACGAUCACAACAUGCGAAUUUCAUUUUUAAGAUAGAUUCCGCGUUAAAAACGUUGGGCAUAUCGUGGAAUACGCGCGAAGAUAAGAUUUGCUAUUGCGCUAAACCAAUCGAAGUCGCGGAGAAGUUAACGAAACGAAAAUUACUGUCGGAAAUUGCCAAAAUAUUCGAUCCGCUCGGUUUGCUCGGCCCAGUAAUUCUUCAUACAAAAAGGAUAAUGCAAGACAUAUGGCGGUCGGGGUUAGAUUGGGACGAAUCCGUUCCGCAGAGCAUGCAUACUGAAUGGCAAGAGUUUGCGCGACAAUUCGACGUAAUUAAUCAAUUCGCCGUCGAUCGUAAUUUAGUCAUAGAUGAAAAUUGCGGAUAUCAGAUUCACGGAUUUUGCGACGCGAGUAACGUCGGUUACGGAGCUGCUAUUUACAUACGAUCUGAGGACCGUCGAGAUCAAGUCGCCGUCCGACUAUUAUGCGCCAAAUCACGGGUCGCUCCCUUGAAGACAACAACGAUACCACGUCUCGAACUAUGCGGCGCACUAUUACUCGCUCAACUAGUACAAGAGAUUCCUCGAGCCUUCUCAAGGGCCCCGAAUAAAAUCGCGCUCUGGUGCGAUUCUACUAUAGUUUUGCACUGGAUAAAAACUCCAUCUAACGUGCUUAAAACAUUCGUCGCGAAUCGGGUGGCCGAGAUACAGACUCUCACCGACGCGGGCGAUUGGCGUCACAUUAGAUCUGAAAAUAAUCCGGCCGACGCCUUAUCCAGGGGACAGUUGCCUCACAAUUUCAUGCGAAACAAAACCUGGCUGACGGGCCCGUCGUGGCUAAUCGAACGCGAGCACAAGUGGCCUUGCAUAGCGAUGCGGCCAAUCGAAAUUCCGGAAGUCAAGCAAAACUCGUGUUUAGCUACAAUAGUUUAUGAUGAGACUAUUCUAAGGGCGUAUUCGUCGUAUGCGAAGUUAUUAAGAAUCGUGGCAUACUGUUGUCGUUUUUUGCACUCACAGAAGUAUUCCGGCCCGUUAUGCGUAGAGGAAAUCGAGGUGGCCGAAACGCGCGUGUUAAGGCUUUUACAAUCGAUUGGCCUUCCGAACGAGUUCAAACAUGUAAAAAAUAAAGCACCUGAGUCUCGCAGGCAUAAAAUCGAUCGAUUAAAUCCAUUCAUAGACGGAAACGGCCUAAUUCGAGUAGGGGGACGUAUCAGUUUAUCUGACGCAUCAUUCGACCAAAGGCAUCCGAUAUUACUUCCGAGCUAUCAUCCAGUCACAGAUAACAUUAUAAGAGAGACCCACGCGAAGCAUUAUCAUGCGGGCAUACAAAUGACAUUACAUCUUAUUCGACAAAAAUUUUGGUUACUCGACGGACGUAAUCAGGUGAGAAAAGUCAUACGCACUUGCCAUCGGUGCUUUCGUUUCUCCGCAGUUCCCAACGAAUACAAAAUGGCCGACCUCCCGCAGUCUCGUGUUCGCGAAGCGGUUCCUUUCACGAAAACGGGAAUAGACUUUUGCGGCCCAUUUUACAUCAAAGAAAGAAAGGUUCGAAACAGAGCGAAAAUUAAGGUCUACAUCUGCGUGUUUAUCUGUUUCACUAUAAAGGCCAUACACCUCGAGGUCGUAAGCGAUUUAACCACUGACGGAUUUAUAGCGGCGUUGCGGCGUUUUGUAGCUAGACGAGGGAUGCCGGAGCAUAUCCAUUCGGACAAUGGUACCAAUUUUGUAGGCGCGAAUAACAAAUUGAAAGAAAUGUAUGCCCUCCUAAAUUCCGACACACAUAAGGAACACGUGGCUAAAUUCGCGAAUGAUCACCGAAUCACAUGGCACUUCACGCCACCAUAUGCUCCCCACUUCGGGGGAUUGUGGGAGGCGUCGGUUAAACUCUUCAAACAUCAUUUUAAACGGGUGGUUGGAGACAGUUUGUUUACGUUCGAGGAGCUCAACACCCUUGUCGUAGAGAUCGAGGGGAUAUUGAAUUCCCGACCGAUCACGCCUUCAUCUUCGGAUCCGAACGACUUACUGGCGUUAACGCCUGCGCACUAUUUGAUCGGUCGAGCGACCAUGGCUCUGCCGGAAGCCCGACUGACGGAAAUUCCCACCAACCGCCUGUCCACCUGGCAGCACAUUACCAAGGUCCGCUAG